AUGCACUCGAUCAAGAAGAUUGCUCGACGAGAGGCAUGGUAUGACGAGGGUCCAUCGUACAACCCGUUCGGGCGAUAUAAUGUGCAUCGACAGCAGAAAAAGGUCGCCGAUGAGGAGCUAGCCAAUGGUGCGAAUGGCGGACCACUAAAUCAUGUGCAAACUGAGAACAAUCUCGGCCCGUCACCAGUAGAGACACAACGGAAGACCGACUGGCAGCCUCAGCCAGGCCCACACAAGGCUCCUACCUACCCACAAGGACCCGAAAAUGAUCUGCCGGAGAAGCGUGAGCAGAAGGUUGAUGAUAUAUCACCAAGCGCAAGCACCAGCAAAGGCAGCUGCGAGAAGCCGGCACAGCCACAGCGUGAGAUACCCAGCGUGACAGAGGACUCUGUAGGCGCUCAGAAUGGCGACGGCACACGAAAGCGCAAGUCGCGCAAAUUCCUACCAUGGAAACAUUCUGGCAAGGGCGAUGAGCAGGAUGUCCAGCGAACAGACACGAACGAGUCCAAGGGCAAGCAGUCCAAGCACAAGAUCACGUUCAUGUCGCAAUUCAAGGCCGUCUUCUUCUCCUGGAUCAACAUUUUACUGAUCAUGGUGCCGGUCGGCAUUGCUUUGGAGUACAGCGGCGUCAACAAGAUUGUGGUCUUCGUCAUCAACUUCUUGGCCAUCAUCCCGUUGGCUGCUAUGCUUUCCUACGCAACCGAGGAGCUGGCCAUGUACAUUGGAGAAACACUUGGUGGUCUGUUGAAUGCGACGUUCGGCAAUGCUGUCGAAUUAAUCGUCAGCAUCAUCGCCCUGGCGCAAGGACAGAUCUUGAUUGUGCAAACAUCACUGAUCGGAAGUAUGCUGUCCAACUUGCUCCUGGUCAUGGGCAUGUGCUUCUUCUUCGGCGGUCUGAAACGAACCGAGCAAUUCUUCAACCUCACAGUCGCACAAACGGCCGCCUCUCUGCUUGCGCUCGCCAUCGGAUCCUUGAUCAUUCCCACGGCGUUUUCCAUCUUCACACCAGGUAAUGCAGACGAUGGUGUCACAGCAGCCUCGCGCGGUACUGCCGUCAUGCUCCUGUUCACCUACUGUUGUUACCUGUUCUUCCAACUCAGGACACAUAUCGACAUGUACAAUGCACCCAGCCAGAAGUCGCCGAAGAGACCAAGUGGCAAGAAGGAUGCUGGCGAUGCUAUGCGUAGCCUUGCUUCCAUGGGAGCUGGAACGGGCGCUGCAGCAGCCGGUGGCCAGAUCAACCAGGAGAACCUUGUUCAUGAUGAGCCCGAGGAAGAAGACGGUCCACAGCUUACACGUCUGGGCGCACUUGUCACCCUCGCCUUCUCUACCGUGUUGAUCGCUCUGUGCGCCGAGUACAUGGUCAGCGCCAUCGGUGCAGUCGCGAAGUCCGUGUCGCCAGAGUUCAUCGGCCUGAUCUUGCUACCCAUCGUCGGCAACGCUGCCGAGCACGCUACCGCCGUCACCGUUGCAAUCAAGGACAAGAUGGAUUUGUCCAUCGGUGUGGCCGUCGGAUCAUCACUCCAGGUCGCCCUUCUCGUGCUCCCGUUGAUGGUGUGCUUGAAUUGGUUCGGCCUGGGUGCGCCGGCCGAUCUGACAUUGAGCUUCGAUGGUUUUCAGGUAUCGGUGUUGUUCAUUGCUAUCAUCGUCGUGAACUACGUAAUUCAGGACGGCAAGAGCCACUGGCUCGAGGGCAUGCUAUUGCAAGUCACCUACUUGGUCAUCGCCGUAGCCGCAUGGUUCUACCCCGCCUCAAAUGCCAUAGUAGGCUAA
This is a messenger RNA of Recurvomyces mirabilis, 1773 nucleotides long. RefSeq lists its product as uncharacterized. Gene Ontology annotation, molecular function: calcium:proton antiporter activity. Gene Ontology annotation, cellular component: membrane. Gene Ontology annotation, biological process: intracellular calcium ion homeostasis; calcium ion transmembrane transport. Bases 1 to 1773 code for a protein of 590 amino acids. The transcript has 4 exons. The record is from RefSeq and is a predicted model, not a curated record. NCBI's taxonomy places the organism in Eukaryota, Fungi, Ascomycota, Dothideomycetes, Mycosphaerellales, Teratosphaeriaceae.